AGGCUGUGGGAGUCCCUCGUGGUGCAGAAGGCGUGUGACGCCUAAUGCAAGCGCCGGGAGGAGGAUGCAGCGGGUGGCUGGGCUGCGAAGGAAGCUGCUCUCCCCUCAGGGAAGCCUCUCUCCAGCAGGGCAGUCAUUUGGUGACCAUCUUGCACGUUUUCUUCAUGCUGGCCUUCCAGUACAAGCAGCAAAAGAGCUUCUGGUGAAGCUGAGGAAGAAAACUGGGUACUCAUAUGUGAAUUGUAAGAAAGCCUUGGAGAAAUUUGAUGAUGACCUCAAAGAGGCUGAAAUCUGGCUUCAUGAACAAGCCCAAAAAGAAGGGUGGAGCAAAGCUUCCAAACUACAAGGACGGAAGACAAAGGAAGGGCUGAUAGGGCUGCUGCAGGAGAGAAACUCAGCUGUGAUGGUGGAGGUAAACUGUGAAACUGACUUUGUGGCCCGAAAUGCCAAGUUUCAACAUCUUGUUCAGCAAGCAGCAGUUGGAACAAUGUACCAUCAUCAGGGGACCAGGAACCAGUUAAACACAUAUGCCAAGUUUUUCUUAAAAUCUAAUGAGCUUUCUCAGCUCAGGAUGGGACAAGAUGGAUCCUUGCUUAGUGACCAACUGGCUCUUGCUAUUGGCAAACUGGGUGAGAACAUGGUUAUUAACAGGGCAGUGUGGGUGUCGGUGCCAGAGAACAUCUUCAUCGGCUCCUAUGUGCACGGAGCCCCCCCGGAAGGAAAUCCACUGCUAUCUCACAUGAUGUUUGGCAAAUAUGGUGCCUUGGUGAUCUGCAGUCCCUCUGAGCAAUGCCCAAAAUCAAACUUUGCUGAGCUGGGCCGGAGGCUUGGCCAGCAUGUGGUUGGCAUGGCUCCCCUCUCUGUCGGCUCUCUAGAAGAUGAACCUGGAGGAGAUUCUGAAACCAAGAUGCUUGCCCAGCCCUUCCUCCUGGACCCCACAAUUUCCUUGGGACAGUAUAUUCAGCCCAGGGGUAUAGCUGUGCUGGACUUUGUGCGGUUUGAAUGUGGAGAAGAUACAGAGUUGUCAGAAUCACAAUAGGCAG
Molecule: messenger RNA, 1043 nt
Organism: Sceloporus undulatus (fence lizard)
Lineage: Eukaryota; Metazoa; Chordata; Lepidosauria; Squamata; Phrynosomatidae
Gene: TSFM
Product: Ts translation elongation factor, mitochondrial
Exons: 6
Coding region: 65-1039 (324 amino acids)
Biological process (GO): mitochondrial translational elongation
Cellular component (GO): mitochondrial matrix
Molecular function (GO): translation elongation factor activity; protein binding
Source: RefSeq, a predicted model, not a curated record